AUGGACUUCGAAGAGCUCACGCCGAGCGUUUGGCUGAAACCCACGGACGACCAUACAAUAAUGACAGUACCCGAAGAUUCGGGAUGGAUAAUGUUCAAUAUACAAUCGUCAGGGUUCUACAGAGUGAAUUACGACGAAAAAAAUUGGAAACUCCUGUUGAUCCAGUUGAUAACAAAACCCGACCGGAUACACGUGCUCAACAGAGCUCAGAUCAUAGACGACGCGUUUCACCUGAGCCGAGCCGCUCUGGUGCCGUACAAUUAUUACACUUCGCUGCUCGAGUACCUGUUGAUGGAGGACCACGUGAUGCCCUGGAACACGGCGGUCACCGGAUUGUCGUCGAUCAUGGACGCGAUCCGGCGAUAUCCCACGGAAUAUUCAAUGUUCAAAGAAUAUGCGAAGGGCUUGGCGGAUAUUUUGUACGACAAAUUAUCAGGAAAUCAGAUCCACAACAAUAUGACGAAAAUAGGUUGGAGCAAACUAUUUUCAUGGACUUGUAACAUGGGCAACUCACGUUGCGCAAAAUCUGCGUCAACGCACUUUGACGGAUGGUUGAACGGACACGAAAUACCGUCGGAAAUGGAAGAAGCUGCCCUGUGCGUGGGCAUGAAAAAAGCCAACAUCGCAGCCUUGUCGAAAGUUCAUAAACUUUACAAGACCACACGAUCACCGUCGCAGCAAAAAAUAAUUGUAAGAGCUUUGGCCUGUGCCGAAAAUUUGCAAACGCUGUUAAGUCACCUGGAUCUGAUGCGAUUGGACGUUGCUAACCGCGGAAGCUUGCAGAGCUUCAAAACCGUUUGCGAGAACGUGGUGGCCACACCAGCAGGUGUUAAGGCCCUUAUCGGGUUUCUGUCACGAAAACUGGACACGAUUCAAUCGUCACCGAUCGGAGAUGACCUGCACAAGUACAUCGCUGUCGUGUACUCCGCUUUGGCACCGAAGGUGGCGACCGACGACGAGAUCAUUGUUAUGGACAAGAUAAGGCGAUCCGUCAAACCGGCCGAUCUGAAAACCAAACUGGACGACAUUUAUCAGAAAAUCGAGUCGAACUUGUUGUGGAUGGAACGAGAUCAUAAAAAAAUCAUGAAAGCGAUCAUUAAAAUGUGA
Macrosiphum euphorbiae (potato aphid) is the source of this 1107-nucleotide messenger RNA. NCBI's taxonomy places the organism in Eukaryota, Metazoa, Arthropoda, Insecta, Hemiptera, Aphididae. The record is from the annotation of a GenBank genome assembly.